Galeopterus variegatus (Sunda flying lemur) is the source of this 1028-nucleotide messenger RNA. RefSeq names its product prostaglandin E receptor 2 (subtype EP2), 53kDa (gene PTGER2). Lineage: Eukaryota; Metazoa; Chordata; Mammalia; Dermoptera; Cynocephalidae. Gene Ontology annotation, molecular function: prostaglandin E receptor activity. Gene Ontology annotation, biological process: cellular response to prostaglandin E stimulus; adenylate cyclase-activating G protein-coupled receptor signaling pathway; inflammatory response. The record is from RefSeq and is a predicted model, not a curated record. Bases 48 to 1028 code for a protein of 326 amino acids. The transcript has a single exon. Gene Ontology annotation, cellular component: plasma membrane.
GUAUAGACCGGGAGAGGAGGGCGCAUCUCUCCUUCAGGCACCCCGCCAUGGGCAAUGCCCCCAAUGGCUCGCGGCUCGAGGACUGCGAGACUCGACAGUGGCUCCCCUCGGGCGAAAGCCCAGCCAUCAGCUCCGUGAUGUUCUCGGCCGGGGUGCUGGGGAACCUCAUCGCGCUGGCCCUGCUGGCGCGCCGCUGGCGGCAGGACGCGGGGCACAGCGCCGGCCGCAGGAACUCCAUCUCCUUGUUCCACGUGCUUGUGACCGAGCUGGUGUUCACCGACCUGCUCGGGACCUGCCUCAUCAGCCCCGUGGUGCUGAUUUCGUAUGCACGGAACCAGACCCUGGUGGCACUGGCGCCCGAGAGCCGCGCGUGCACCUACUUCGCUUUCACCAUGACCUUCUUCAGCCUGGCCACCAUGCUCAUGCUCUUCGCCAUGGCCCUAGAGCGCUACCUAUCCCUCGGGCACCCCUACUUCUACCAGCGCCACGUCACGUACCGCGGGGGCCUGGUCGUGCUGCCUGCCAUCUACGCCGUCUCCCUGCUCUUUUGCUCCCUGCCGCUGCUGGACUACGGGCAGUACGUCCAGUACUGCCCCGGGACGUGGUGCUUCAUCCGGCAAGGACGCACCGCUUACCUGCAGCUCUACGCCACCCUGCUGCUGCUGCUCAUCGUCGCGGUGCUCGCCUGCAACUUCAGUGUCAUCGUCAACCUCAUCCGCAUGCACCGCCGAGGCAGGAAAAGCCGCUGCACACCCUCCUCGGACAGAGGCAAGGGCGGCCUCGGGGCCCGCAGGAAAGGGGUGUCCAUGGCUGAGGAGACGGACCACCUCAUCCUCCUGGCCAUCAUGACCGUCACCUUCGCCGUCUGCUCCUUGCCUUUCACAGUAAGUCACUCGCUCCGUUUCCACAGCCCAGAUCUGCGCGGCCUUCUCACACUCUCCUCUCACCCCACCCUUCCCACCGCCCUACGUAUUCUUACAAGUUGGAAACUUUUUGCAGCUUGUAAAAAUAUAUGUUCUAGUUUGUAA